AUGGUGGAGACUGUGUUCCAUGAGUUUGGUCAUGCAUUUCUUCAGCACACGCUAAAAAGACAAGAUGAAGGGCUUGUUGCUGGUAUUCGUGGCAUAGAGUGGGAUGCUGUUGAGUUACCUUUCCAGUUCAUGGAAAAUUGGUGCUACCGUAGGAAUGAGGUGAGGGUGGCUGAUGAGAAUUUUCCUAAUCUGGGAUGUGAAAAUGAAAGGAACCCCUGCUUAGCCAACAAAACAAAUUAUAUUAUUAUCAUCUAUUUUCUGCCCUUUCUAAUCCGGCAAAACUCUACAAUGACCUUCGAUGGAAUGUCACAAGGCUAUAAGGUUUUAAAGUUGUGA
Lactuca saligna is the source of this 336-nucleotide messenger RNA. NCBI's taxonomy places the organism in Eukaryota, Viridiplantae, Streptophyta, Magnoliopsida, Asterales, Asteraceae. The record is from the annotation of a GenBank genome assembly.